Molecule: messenger RNA, 941 nt
Organism: Ahaetulla prasina
Lineage: Eukaryota; Metazoa; Chordata; Lepidosauria; Squamata; Colubridae
Gene: UCHL1
Product: ubiquitin C-terminal hydrolase L1
Exons: 7
Coding region: 1-594 (197 amino acids)
Biological process (GO): protein deubiquitination; ubiquitin-dependent protein catabolic process
Cellular component (GO): cytoplasm
Molecular function (GO): cysteine-type deubiquitinase activity
Source: RefSeq, a predicted model, not a curated record
AUGCUGAACAAAAUACUCUGCCGUCUAGGAGUUGCUCCCGGUUGGCAAUUUGUGGAUGUUCUCGGAUUGGAUGAAGAUAUAUUGAGCGCUGUGCCGAGUCCGGCUUGUGCCCUCCUACUGCUGUUCCCCCUUACUGCUCAGCAUGAGAACUUCCGGAAAAAGCAAAUUGACGAACUGAAGGGCCAAGAAGUGAGCUCAGAAGUCUACUUUGUGAAGCAGACGGCGAGUAACUCCUGUGGAACCAUUGGCCUUAUCCACGCCGUAGCUAAUAAUCAAGAUAAAAUUCGAUUCGAUGGAGGCUCUGCGUUAAAAGAAUUCCUCACUUCGACAGCUGGACUCUCCCCAGACGAGAGGGCCAAACGUCUUGAGAACAGCAAGGCUGAAGACGAUAAGGUGAACUUCCAUUUCAUUCUAUUUGCCAGCGUGGAUGGACACCUCUAUGAACUGGACGGAAGAAUGCCAUUCCCUAUAAAGCAUGGAGCUAGUUCAGAGGCCACCAUGCUCAAGGCAUCGGCCGACAUCUGCCGGCAAUUCACCGAACGCGAGCAAGGAGAGGUUCGCUUUUCUGCUGUCGCCCUGUGCAAGUCUGCUUGAAAUUUGGCAACCGAAAUAAUACCCUCCGCCUCUUCACCGGAUGUAAUCCCAGCCUUUAGGGCUUUAGCACUUACGUUUAAAACAUUUAAAAGGAGAAAAAAAUAAGAACAAAGUCAAAAGUCGAGCCGGCUGUUCUUGGUUUUGAAUUUAAGGUGUAACGCGAUCCUGUUUCCUUCCCCCCCACCCCUCCUGAUCUUGUCCUAAAGCCGAAAUUCACGCAACAGUGUCAGAGGUUAAAAACCGUCGGUGUUUGUAAAUGCUUCCUAGGCUUUUGUGAUUCCCGAGUUUCUUUUGAGCGGUUGGUUGUGACUUCUUGUCCGUCGCAAGAAUAAAUUCCUUCUUGCUAG